Molecule: messenger RNA, 414 nt
Organism: Spirodela intermedia
Lineage: Eukaryota; Viridiplantae; Streptophyta; Magnoliopsida; Alismatales; Araceae
Source: the annotation of a GenBank genome assembly
AUGGGGUCGCCGGCCGGCCAGGCCCACCCUCCGGCAUUCUCCCUGUUGACGUUCCUGAUUGUAGCCUUGCUCCUCUUCGCCGGUGCUCGAUCGGAGGAUUCCAUCUCCGGGGAGGGGGUUUCGGCCAUCCGAUUGCCCUCGGAGGGUGGGGACCAGGCCGUCUGCGCGUCGUCGCCGGCGGCGGCGACGUGCCCCGUCCGGUGCUUCCGGCCGGACCCCGUCUGCGGAGUGGACGGGGUGACCUACUGGUGCGGCUGCGCGGACGCCGCCUGCGUGGGGGUCCGCGUGGCGAAGCUGGGGUUCUGCGAGGUCGGCAAUGGCGGGAGCGGCCUUCUCUCCGGCCAGGCUCUCCUUCUCGUGCACAUCGUCUGGCUCAUCGUCCUCGGCUUCUCCGUCCUCUUCGGUCUCUUCUGA